AUGAAGCAAUCCAACCAACCCACGGUUCUACCCCGUUGGUGGUACUUGAUCUUCUUUGUCGGAGCAAUUAUCUUGUUCAUCGCUGGUGGCGCACUCUUCGGCUCAUGGUACUCCCACGCCUCGGGCUGUGCCAAUAGCUACUUGGCCAACCUAGACGAGAGCUGGAGCGAUUACACCAAUUGCGCCUCAAAGAAAAACGCAACUUACUACGCCGCUCUUGCCUGCUUCGUUGUCGCCGUUAUCUUUAAACUCAUCGCUUGGACCCUUCUCAUCAUACACUGCGUUCAGCGUCGCCGAUACAACCAGUAUCAGUUCGCUGCCAACUACCAGACUGUUCCUCCUAUGGAUCUCAACCAACAGCCAUACGGCGCGUACUACGCUCCUCCACCUGGAAAUCAAUACUCCACCCAGUAUUCGCCGCAUUAUCCUCCUCAAGCUCCUGCUUAUGCGCCUACUCCUAUGUAUCCCGAUACGGCGUACAACAACCAAAAGGAUGCCAACGCUCCACCAUCGAACAACCCUCACGCAACGGCCCAUUAUGCCUAG
Messenger RNA from Penicillium cataractarum, 546 nucleotides. RefSeq lists its product as uncharacterized. Lineage: Eukaryota; Fungi; Ascomycota; Eurotiomycetes; Eurotiales; Aspergillaceae. Bases 1 to 546 code for a protein of 181 amino acids. The record is from RefSeq and is a predicted model, not a curated record. The transcript has a single exon.